This is a messenger RNA of Pollicipes pollicipes, 2752 nucleotides long. Its product is annotated as RNA N6-adenosine-methyltransferase mettl16. The record is from RefSeq and is a predicted model, not a curated record. The coding region runs from base 114 to 1946 and encodes 610 amino acids. Gene Ontology annotation, cellular component: nucleus. Gene Ontology annotation, biological process: rRNA base methylation. The transcript has 8 exons. Gene Ontology annotation, molecular function: 23S rRNA (adenine(1618)-N(6))-methyltransferase activity. Lineage: Eukaryota; Metazoa; Arthropoda; Thecostraca; Pollicipedomorpha; Pollicipedidae.
CUUAAUGGUAUGAUAUGAAAAGUCACAGAUGUGUCCUUCUUCACAUGAGAAAUCAGCAACAACUGCAGCCACAGGUGGCUGGAAGACUUGUGUAGUGAAUUGGUGUGGACAAGAUGGCUCAAAAUGCAUUCAUGCAUCCGCGUAACAUAUACCGAACCCCUCCAGACUUCAAAGCUCUGGUAGAUGACUUUCCGGACAUCAGGAAACACGUAACCACAGAUGUGUCGGGCAAGGUUAAAUAUGACUUCAAGGAUCCGGACGCCCUGCGCGUGCUGACGCAAACGCUGCUGCUGAAGGACUUCCAGCUGGACGUGGAGAUUCCGGCAGACAAGCUGGUGCCUACGCUGCCCAAUCGGCUCAAUUACAUCCUCUGGCUGGAGGAUAUCGUGCGCGCCCUGAAGCUGCCCAAGGACGAGACCGUUGUCGGCCUGGACCUGGGUACGUGGCGCCCGACGAGGCGGCGCUGUGACCUUUGUCGGGCGCAGGUGCCGUCUCGAUUUCCACGCUCGGGAACGGAAUCGUCUCUAGCGCUUCAACCAGUGACCACGCUGGCCGCCGACAGGCACGGGCCCGUGUGCGGUGUACGCGCUGCUGGAGCCCGGCGCGGCUGGAGGAUGGUGGCCACGGAGCGUGACGCCGACUCGCUGGCCGUGGCGCGCCGCAACGUCCAGAAGAACAGUCUGCAGCAGCUCGUGCAGGUGCUGGAGGCCGACGCAAGCCUCGUGACGGGGCCGCUGCAGUCGGCCGGGCCCGUCCACUUCACGCUCUGCAACCCGCCGUUUUUCGACUCUGAGAGUCCGGCGGAGGGCGGCGAGGUGGCGUGCCCGGGCGGCGAGCGGGCGUUCGUCGGCCGUCUGAUCGCCGAGAGCCCGCAGCUGGCCGACCGGUGCCGCGUGUUCACCACGAUGCUGGGUCACAAGUCGAGCGUGCGGCCGAUGAAGCGACUGGCGUACGAGGCCGGCGCCGCCGAGGUCAUCACCACCGAACUCUGCCAGGGCAACACCAAACGCUGGGCCAUGGGCUGGACAUUCCAGGCCGGCCUGGCGCUUGACCAGGUCAAGGGCAUGAAGCAGACGAAGAAGCGCGCGCCGGUGCAGUGUGUAGUACCGCGAGACAUGGACGGCAUCCCUUACGACAUCCCCAGUGUUAAGCAACGCGUGGUCGGCUGGCUUGAGGAGCUGCAGACCGAGGUGGAGCCGGGCAAGUGCAACAAGUACUUUGCCUCAUACAAGGUGACGGCGGCGGCCGACACGUGGACGCACAAUCGGCGGCGGCGGCGCGCGCAGGAGCGGCUGGGCGCCACCUCCGACCUGGAGCCGUCGCCGAGCUCGGCCGAGCUGACCGGCUCGCCCGACCCCGACUUCGACCACGAGCCGGACGCCGAGCCAGGCUCCGACCUGUCUGACCUGUCUUGGCGCUCGGACACCGCCGAGCCACCGCCCAAGCGGCCGCGCGCCGACUCCGAGUCGGCCGAGCCAGCGGCGGCCGCGGCCGAGACCGGCCCGGCGGCCAAGCGGCCGUGUCUGGAGGCGAGGCUGGGAGCCGUGUCGCUGGCCGAGCCCAAGCCGCGGCCGGCCCUCGUCUUCACGCUGUUCGUGCAGAAGAAGGGUCACGAUAUCCUGCUGCAGAUGACGCUGCUGACCGGCAAGCUGGCCAUGGACGGCAUGAACGGCGUGCUGCUCUUCCUGAAGAACAAGAUGCGCCAGCGGCUGGUGAUGAGCACGUCCUCCGGGCCGGCUGCUGGCGCCGUGCAGGGCAGCGGGGCCGCCGCCGGGCCGUCAGCAGCGGUGAAGGAGGGCAUGGGCCGCGUGUUGCACCACCUGCGAGACAAGAUGCGUCAGAAGAUUCGGCUGGACUCGCCGGCCGCUGGCGCUGCCACGGAGCCGGCGUCACAGUCCGAGCCGGGCUCUGUCCAGACGGCCGGCGGAGCGACCAGCUCACCGUGACGGUCGGAUGCUCACUCACCUCGGCCGGUGCCGGGCUCGCUAACGCGCGGCUGCCUCACAUGCACCCUGUUUCAUCUGGCGCAUGAGAAGUUGCACAAUCGUGUUGCCUCGGAGAUGAGAGGGAACCGGGCUGUGUGGGAGAGCCUCUUUCUAGAGUCAAUGUAGACCGUAGGGCACGUUGAUUAAUGGUUUCAGCGCGCCUGCUUCGUUCGGCCCAAAAUGUUAAGAGGCUGAGCAUGAACCGACCCUGCCGUUCAAAGAUGAGCCCGCGUGUGCCACGUCUUAGGGCAAAUCGAAAAGUUGAAGAGACUACGGUAACUGGUUGCGGUGCUCACACACCGAUGGGUAACAGUGCCAUUGGAAUCACUCAAGGGCACAAUGAAUGCAACCCAUGUCUUCUAGACACUAUACAGCCCUUUUCCACAGUACACCAUUUUCGCCAGUGUGAAUACUUUUUUAUUCAAUCAAUUGCAUUUGUGUUCCGACUGACUGACUGAUGUUUGCUAUACGUGAUCUACGUCGCGAUGGAUAAGCUGUUGUGAGGGUCAGAAGGAUAUGAGCACAUUUGUUUUUGUUUGAUGUGUCACGUUUUCACACGCAGUUUGGAUUAACGUCCCAGCUUGUGUUACGCCCGAGGACGUUGAUCCCAAAACUGGUAGGCAUUGUCUCGUGCGGUUGGGAGUACAGCAUCAUUAGACAGGGACGGUUGAGAGACCAUCUCCCGCCAGACGCAGACAGUCGAGAGAUGUUUCCGUCAAACGCGGACAGCUGGAGGUCCAGCUUCUGUCAUACACUGACGGCCGAGA